Molecule: messenger RNA, 13290 nt
Organism: Microcebus murinus (gray mouse lemur)
Lineage: Eukaryota; Metazoa; Chordata; Mammalia; Primates; Cheirogaleidae
Gene: FRMD4A
Product: FERM domain containing 4A
Biological process (GO): establishment of epithelial cell polarity
Cellular component (GO): bicellular tight junction; adherens junction; cytoskeleton
Source: RefSeq, a predicted model, not a curated record
UCCAGACACAGACUCUGGCAUAAUCCGCGUAUGGAACGGCCUUGGUUUGGUUUAACAGAGAGAAAGUAAGCAAAGUCAAGGCCCAGGGGCGCGGAUUCAAAGCAUUCCUUUCUCCUGGGCAUUGUUUUCUUUCAUUCCAAGCUCUCUGGUUAUGUAACUGUCCAAACAAAUCCAGACAUGAAAGGGAAAUACCCUAAGCCACUGAAGCGGUGCUGCUUGUUUACGCUCCGGCGUACCCGCGGUGGCAUCUUGGCAGAGUUCGCACGAGCACAUGGCAAGGAAAUCCAGCACUUCCUUAGACAGAGGGAAAAAAAGAAAAAGAGAAAACACGCCUUCUCCUCUUUCAUUUCUGACACUGAGCCCACGUGCCGCACAUCUGGGCUCCUCUGAAAGGAAGCGCUAGGAGAGAUUUAUUUCAUCGAGAGAGGACACACAAGCUAUGCCUUGUCCAGCCUGGACAUGUGCUUCUGUGACAAGGGGACCGCUCAGGACAUGGGCACAGUGCCUUGAGUGAAACACUUCCUUCUUUGUUGAGCAAAUGAAUUUCCUUAAGUUGGAGGCAGGGCGGGAAUCUAGCUUUCUUAACAUUUGAGAAGUAGCAGUUUUCCCAUUUUUAAAUCUGACGGAAUAGAAAGUUGCUAAGAGAAGCUAAGGUAAAUAACCGAGAUCACUCAGCAAGCCAGGUACAGAAAACACGGGUCCAGACAUAAGAGCUCUGGUGACCUGGUUCUAAAAGGCCCCAACCUCUCUUCCCAGGCCUCAGCCCGGUAAAACAUCCUCGGAAACCAUAGCAGAGUUUUCCAAGUUUUCAUUUCUUCUGCAGUGUGCACCAGAUCUCGUAAUUUCUCUCGGUUCUUACGAUUAAUUACCGUUACGUUUAAAGCCAAUGCUAUUCACAAAGUUUGGUUUCUCAGGUUCAUGCAGAGGUUCUCAGAAAAAUCACGUCUUCUUAGAAUUGAGGUAGAAAUAUUCCUCCUGUCUGAUCAAAAUGCCAACUGACUUUGUGACCUCAGGCGUCAUUGUCUCUUUUUCUGUUUGUGGGGGGCAAAAAAAAAAGAGGUGGUAGUUUUGCUUCUAAGGAACAUACUUAAGAUAUCACAGUUAAGAUUUCAGUUUGCAAAACAGAAUGCAUUUCCAGGUUUGGGGAUAAAAGAUGCCUAUCGGUAUCCAUCAUUCAUUUCAUUUAUUUUGACACUGUGAGAAAUUGAAUCAAGCAAUUAUUUUCCUUUGUGCCUCAGGUUGAAACUGGCCAAGGAAAUUUAACAUACAGGAAUUGAUUUGAAAAUCUCCUCAGAGCUAUGAAAAUAACACACAUUUGUGGUUUGAAAUGUCACAUGCUAAACAUCAUUCCAUUAUUGGGCGAUCCCACUCCUGUUAAUUACAGGGACCUUCAAGUACUGUGCAAGUGUGGCCCAUUCCAACUUGUAAAAUUAAGUAACUUUCAUAAAAGAAUUUCCUGUAGAUUUUUAAAUACAUGAACAUGCAGCAUUUCAAGACACCACUAACGGCAUAAAGGGAACUCUGCCUGCAUAUGAUGUCAUUUGUGCAUGGCAUAUAAAUGUUUCCAAAGAAAGUGAGGUGCAAAUUAAGAAAAAUAAAGCCUGACACCGUAUAACCUGGAGAUCACUCUGUAAACUUCAGGGUUCUUCCUUUUGCCCUCAAAUAUAUUAUUUUCUGACUCUGUGCUUUUCGCGUAUGUGAUGGUCUUCCUGCCGGAAAUCCUCUCUCAACUGUGACAUUGCUCCACCUUCAUCCCGCCGGUGACAGUCCUGUGCCCCAACGCAGCAACCUCCUCGAAGUGGUUGAAACCAGCUUCAAACCCUCUGUGAACCCUUAAUCAGCAAUCCCAGGUGAAACCAGCACCUCCCCCAACCUUUGGUUCCACUUUAAUUGUUCAACUCUCAUGCGAGUUCCCACUCAGCAGAAUUCGGAUUAUUUAAGCGACCACCACGUCUAGUCCUUGGAGUGCUUCCAGAGCAGUUCCCGUGUUCCUCGUCCUGGUAACCUCAGGGCAGAGCCUGUGGCUGGGUCUGCCAUGACCCCGUAGGUUCUCAGCACAUAUAUGUGCCUUGAAGGAACCCCCACACACCCCAAUACCAAACUUAGAUGACUGCAGUGGUUAAUGAGGUGCGUUUAGGGAAGAAGACGGAGUUUCUUUCACACCCCCAGAGAGCAGGGCAGGCCCAUUGGAGAAACUAAAUUCGCAUUCUGUCUCUACAGCUUGAGGAUUCAAAGAUGCCUCAGAAGCACAAACCGUGUAGACUCUUAUCUCCAGAGGCGGCCAUUUUUCUUCCCUCCCAGCCGAGGUUUUGACAAACACUUAGGAGGCAAUUUGGUACAAGUGUUGGGGUUGCUUCUUAGAAAAAAACAUACAAAUGAACAAACAAAACUUUUGAAAGCAAUCUGUCCGAGGCCUGACACAUCCUGAACGUUUCGAGAGAAAUAGCAAGAAAAAAAAUGUUUCCAUGGUGAUCAUUUCACAAUGUAUACAUAUAUCAGAAUAUCAUGUUUUCUACCCCAAAUAUAUACAAAUUUUGUCAAAAGUUAAAACCAAAUGAAUGUUUCCAUACAUAAUUUCCUUCAGCACAAUUCCUUAUUUGGGAGCUUUGAAGUAACUACCCCGACAGGAGCAGGAGGUGUUAAAACGCUUCCCAACAUGCUAGCUUUGCAGGAAUGUCCAAUUGCUUCUCUCUCUGUGAGGACGAGAAGGAAGGGGACAUUCCUUCCACCCGGGUGCCUGGCUCUGAGCUUUCUCUUCAUCUCUGCUCCCGAAGGUCUUCUCAGCAAACACAGGGGCAAUGAUCUGAGUCCACACCAGCUGUCGGUUUUCUUCUCCCUCUUAACAAAAGCAUUUAAACCAAAAGCCUUAAUGAAAAGAGAGAAAGAAAAAGUAAUGCAAAUACCUCUUUUCAAACACUACCAAAUAGCACCACUCUGUUCUCUAUGUGUAUUUAUAAAACAUAAGGACAGGUAGAGACCCAUUUCCAGCUAAAGUGUUUAUGAUAAUAAAAAAAAAGAGCAAUUUUAUUUUUUUUCCCCCACUGUGUGGUACUUUUUCAGAAAGACAAGAACUGCUGAAGGAAGAAGUCUCCCAGGGCUAGAUUCUAAUUAACUUCUGUACCAAUUGCUGAUAACAUAGGCAAUCACUGUUCUUUAGAAAAUGGGGCAGAGAGUCUAAAAGAUCAUAAAGACAAGAUGACUAAUCAGCUAAGACAUAGAACUGUUUCUGCCAGUCUGCCACAAUUUUGGAGAAUGGCAAACAAAAUAUAGUAGAUCCUGUAUUUGAUAUUCAGUAACAUAAAAGUGCUGGUGUAUGUGUCUUGGAGCCGAGACAUUGAUCUGGAGGUAUGGAAAAUACUAAUCCUGCAGUCCAUUACUCUGCGCAGCCAGCUGCAGAACUGUGGUAGAGUCAGAAGAACUUGAAAUUUGGAGUGAGAAGACGUGAGUUGGGGGUUCCAGUUCUGGCUCUCUUAUUUAGGAACUCUGUGAUUUUGGAUCAGUUAUUGUAUCCAUCAGCUGCAUGAAAACCACAAUGCCAGGUACCAUGUAACAGGAAACCUCAGCUUCUCAGAAGUUUGCAGAGUUUCGCUGAUCUAGGCUGGGCUCGGCUGAUCUUGGCUGGUCUUGCUCAUUUGUGAUUCCCUGGCUUGCCCUAAGUCUAUAAGCGAGGUUGGCUUUUUGCCUCCUGCUGGGAUCAGCCUGGGUGUGUCUUUCCCAUGGACAUUUUCAAGCUUCUGUUUGCACCAUAUCUGUUAGCAUUCUAUUGGUCAAAACAAGUCACAUAACCAAACCCUGAGAAAAUGACAGAGAGUGACAAAGUUACCAUGGAAAAUGGCAUGGAUAACGAAGUGCAUGGAUAAUUGGGACCAGAUGAUGCCAUCUACCACCACACUUAAUUCUGUCGAUCUCAGGCCAUCAUCUAUUAAAUGGGAAUAAUAAAACACCUUUGAAAAUUAAAUGAGAUGGUACUUAAAAGUACCUAGCUCAACACCUGGGGAAAAAAAAAAAAAAACAACUGAUGCUCAAUAAAUACUACUUUCUUUCUAUUCACCUCUCCAACCUUGUAAAAUGGAAAUUAAUACCUGCCACACUCAAUGGGAUUAUUGUGGGGUGCUUAAAAGGGUUAAACACAUGUGAAAACACUUUGAAUGAGUGACAAUAGCUCUAUAGCAUUUGUACUGCCAUCGCUUCCAGAAUGUUCAUCUUUACACAGACACAAAGAAGUUCCAGCUCUUGGACGUUAAAUCACAAUAUUCAUUGAGCACUUGUUUAGCAUGGAGUCAGUGGAAAUUUUCUCUGUGCUGCGUUCUGAUUUUUGUAUUAUAAAUCAAAGCAAAUAUGUAUGGCUUAGGAUAAGGGUCAGAGAAAAAGGGGAAAGAAGGUUUGUAGUGUUAAGUUUCAGUAACUCCCUUAGUGUUACCCAGGAACUGGUUUAGGAAGAAGGACUUUUCUAGCUGUUAUUACCGUAAAGCCUAAGUCUUGAUGGUGAUGUUUCCAGACAAGAAGUAAAGAGUGAUGAGGAGGUCACAGAGGGUGAAACCUCAGCGGUUCUCGGGUAACAAUCCUCUUACCUUAAUAAAUCAAGAACUGUUUAUGACACAAGGCAAUACAAUCCUCGGAUAACAAACCUUAAUUGUGUGGCUCGCUGUGGUCCCCCGAGACUCCUAGGGGCCUAGAGAAAUUAACCUCAGAAAAGGCAGAGAUGUGGCAAAGAAAGAGUCAGUGUCUUCGUGCAAGAGAGAUGGAAAACCUGAGUCUCUGACCGUGACGUACCUAAUGGCCUUCGUGACAUUUACAAGUGCUCAUAGUUUAGAGAAGUUUAUUAUGAGGUUAUUAUUUCUCUCUUUUUUAAAAACAUGGAAAUGGAGAAGAGAGUAGCUCAAAGGACAGGGCAUUAGCUAAGAGAGGCUCCGUGGUGCAGGGACAUUCCCUCUGGAGGUCAGAACCCUCCCCUGCCUCCCCCAGCACAGAAAGGAACUUCCUUCGCUCAGAGUUUCAGCUGAGAUGAGUUUUCCCUUGCAGGGCAAACAAUUGAUAUUUUACCAGUUUCUACAUAUUGGAUAUUUAUUGACUUUUUUCCCCCUAAGGUUGGCUUAACCCCAGAUCAUAAGUUCUGCCCUUUUGGAGGCUAAAGGACCUUUCUUUGGACAUGAAGUUGCAGGGAGAGAGUGCCCCAAUUCAAAGAAAUCUGGGAGGGGGAGACGUGAAUUGCUGUUCCCACUUCUGAGUAUUUUGGCGACAAUGAUCCUAGUCAAGAAUAUCAGGAUGCCUAAUGAUCUAAUGAUCAUUCUUCACUGACAUCACACAUUUAUUGCCUAGGUUAAAACAUUUCCUAAACCCCCCUGCCCCUCCCCGCCACCUCUCCCCUCAAAAAGUAUCUAAUUAAUGACUUCAUACAUACACAUAAAAGAUGGAGUCAUCAGUAAAGGACUUGGAAAUGACAGGUAAAAAGUUUGGCAGGUGUGUUCCAUUUUAUAAAUAACUAUCUUUGAUAAACACAGGACUUUGUGUUUGACGAGUCCCUCCUACAGUACCUGUCUUGAAGUAGAUGGUCAAUGAAUAUUGGUUUUCUAAAUAAAUUACUGAAAGUUAAUGUAAUAAUAGCCUAAUAAUAUGGUUUUGGUUGCUUAUUUGGCAGCUGCUAAUAUAGAACAGAAACUUAAAUAUGUUUUUAACUUUUUAUAUGUCUUAUGUCAGUGGUGUUUUUUGUUUGUUUGUUUGUUUGUUUGUUUGUUUGUUUAGUGAAGUAAGAUGAAACAGAUACAGUGCACUAGUAGAACUCAUGAAACUAAAUGCAGGCCCUUGUGUGGAAAAUAGCAAUGAGACGAGAACCUCCCUUGUGAGGGAGGGGCUUAAGGAGAUCGUAUGAGCUAAAGCAGGAUAAUCACAUAGGUCAGUACCCAGCAUCAGGUAAGUGUUUACCAGCCAUCGUCAUCUUCAUCUUUAUCAUCAACAUCACCAUCACCUCAAGAGCUAAUCAACAGUCUCUGGCUCCUCUUGGUUCCCAGGGGUUUGGUUUAGUCGGGAACCUCUUAGACUAUUAUGGAAAUAUGGUGAAAGCCCCAGAAUCCAGGGAUUGGAGGGCUCUUUGUAAACAACUGGAAGAGUUACACUUUCCUAAGGGGUAUGAUAUUCAAAAUUCACAGGAUAUUCAAAAUUCCUUCCUAAAGUACCUUCCUUUGGCUCAGGAGGGCUGUUCUGGUUCCAAGACGUAUGCUUGGAGUUCAUCAGAAACUGACCAGCCUUAAACAUGUAGUCAGUCUAGUGCUUUAAAAUCUUUACACAGUCCCCCCUCUGUUCUACCCACUUUAAACAGAUGCUUUGAGGGGGCGGGGUGGUGUCAGGGUCAGAGAGAGUACCAGGAGGUGAGUGGGUGAUCAGUUGUGCCAAAGACAAAAAAGAAGAAAAAAAGAUGAAGGAGAAAACUCUUGAGAAGGAGGAAUAACUAGGAAUUCUGGUAAGGAGAUGUGUGGCAUUAGGAAGGGGCCAAGGACAAAACAGAAUGCUUCAGAAAAGAGUAGCUGAAAGUGAAACAGCAAAUAAUGAAUGUAGCUUGCUCUGAUCAUUGAAGAAUCGGUCAGGAUGAAAGUCAAAUGUAGGGCAUGAAAUGAGCAAUAUCUCAACCAUGAAUGGAUAGCAAGCCCAUUUUAAUGUUCCAGGACCAAUAACUGGGGGAGGUGAGGAGAAGCAGCUCUGUCUUGAAUAAGCAAGAGAGGUUUCCCUCCCAUUCCUCCCCCCCCCCCAAAUAAAGCCCUUGAGAAGAUAGAGAGUAAGGUUUGGGGGAAGAGGAGAAAAGAGAGACUUAAAGAUGGAGGUAGAGGAAUGCAAUUCUUGGUUUUUAGUUUCAUUGGAGAAAGUUGAUAACAAGCUACAGGUAGGAGAAGAGUCACCGAGACAGAGUGAAGGUAGACUGGAAGUGGAAAUCAUGUCGGGGGGGUUACAGUCCAAGAGAGAACCCCAGUAACGUGGAGGCAGGUUGAUAGAAAUAGAGAGAGGACAGAGGGAGGGGCUCAGUGAGUUGGCUGAGUUUUGUGUCAAACCUGCUAGAGAAUAUAAGGGCCAAGGGGACAAAAGCUCUGUGUACCCUCUCUUCCACUGUGUCGUCAGAGACUAGAGCAGGUUCUAGCACAUAGCAGGUGCAUUACAACUGUUUGUUGAAUGACCGAAUGAGUGAAAGAAAAGAUGAGGGCACCCCAAGCACUAGGAUACUGGAUAAAUAAGUAAUGUUUAAGACACUAACAAAGGAAAUAAGGCCCAGAUGUCCCCAGAAAUAGCAAGAAUCUUUUCUAUAAGGGCAGGGCGUUGCACUCAAUAUGUUGGGGCUACUGAAUAUUAGUCGGGAUGUUAAGACUCUGGUCCGAAGAUGUGUCUGGUUAGGUGAGAAUGAAAUUGCUGCCAUGCAUGUAAGGUGAAGCACACAAAGGUUAAGAAUUCGAGACUAGCCAAGGGGGUGAAUGCCGGUGUAGCUGGCGUGGAUUCUGAAGUUCUUUAGAAUGCAGAUGUGUGAACUGCAGGAGAAAAAGCAGGUUAAUGAAGGAUGAAAACAUCCAUAAAAGAGGAGGCAGGCUGGGGGGCAGGCUGUGACUCCAUCUGGAAGACAGUGUGUGGAUCACCCCUCCUUGAAGGUGUAUUGGGUGUACGCGAGCCACAGAUGGGAAGAGGAACGUGCUCCAUCCCAGGGACAAGGCGCCGUGGACAUCGGCCUUAAAUAGACUUGACCAGUUCACAUAUGGCGUUUGGGUGUGUCACGUAUAUGAUGCGAACUUGUCCUCGCACCUUGGUAAUGGCAUAGCUGUGCUUAGCGAUAAUUAAGGACUCGCCAGUUGAAGUAGAGAGAUCGAAUUAUUUCCACAGAGAGGAUUCCUCAAGCACAAGGAAGUUCGGGAGAAUCUCAUCUUUUCAACUUCACGUCUUUGCCAUUUUUCUUUCAUUGUCUGUUUUUUUCCAAGUGACCAGCCACGCUGAAUGAAAUCAGUCAAUCCUGAUUUAUUUGGAGUCCUGGACACACACAAACCCACACACACUCAUGCUUACUACUUAAUGUUCAACUGUUCGGGAAUGGAGUCCAGAAAUCUGGUUUUGAAACUUUGUCUAAGAAGGGGCUAUGUGUUUCUAAACAUCUGUUCAAGCUGCAAAAAAAAAAAAAAAAAAAAAAAAGAAAAGAAAAUCCAUUUAACUAUCCAGAUGUUACAUCUACACUGGGCUAAACAUGGAUAUUUAGAAAUAUCCAAGCAGUGGAAUUUCUUGCUCAGCUUUCUGCACACAAGUCAAAAAAUCAGCUGAGUAAUGGUGUCAACCGGACCCAUUCCUAUGGAGGGUCCCAUUUCUUAAAAGAGGAAUGAAUGAAUGAAUGAAUGAAUGAAUGAAUGAAUGAAUGAAUGCGGCACUGGCAGCUCUAGAGAGAACAAGUGGUGGGUGCUCAGGCGCAGCUCAGCCCCCGUCGCCUGCUGUCCUGGGCGAGCUGCUGCCCCGGGGGUGGCUUCAGAUCACUUUCCUUGGCUCAAAUGUGUUACCUAAGACGGGAUCAUUUGUCAAGUGAGCAGGGUACACAGAGAGCUGCAGGCAGAUUAUGGAAAGAGAGAGGGAGGAGAGGGAGGGAGGAGAGCGAGCGCGGGAGAGGGAGAAAGAGAAGGGGGACCAGGGCGAGGACAGGAGCCGCUGGCUGCUCCCCGAGCAGCAGCGCUUUGCUUGCGCUGGGGAUUCAAGUUAGACCCGGUGGCAGGCGGUGGAGGCGCCACCCGGGAGAGCGGAGCCCCUGGCGGCUCCGACAUGGCUCUUUUCAUGUGGGAUGCUUAAGGACACCGCAGCAGAGAGAGUAACUUGCAGAACAGAGAAACUGGCAUGAGGAUUCCGCCAAAAUGGAAGGGCUCCUGUCUCCGAUGAGGACGAAGAUGACGGAGGGCCGUCGAUGUCAAGUACAUCUUCUUGAUGACAGGAAGCUGGAACUCCUAGUACAGCCCAAGCUUUUGGCCAAGGAGCUUCUUGACCUCGUGGCAUCUCACUUCAAUCUGAAGGAAAAGGAGUAUUUCGGCAUAGCAUUCACGGACGAGACGGGGCACUUAAACUGGCUUCAACUAGAUCGGAGAGUUUUGGAACAUGACUUCCCUAAAAAGUCAGGACCCGUGGUUUUAUACUUCUGUGUCAGGUUCUACAUAGAGAGCAUUUCGUACCUGAAGGAUAACGCCACCAUCGAGCUCUUCUUUCUGAACGCCAAGUCCUGCAUCUACAAGGAGCUUAUUGACGUUGACAGUGAAGUGGUGUUUGAAUUAGCUUCCUAUAUUUUACAGGAGGCAAAGGGAGAUUUUUCUAGUAAUGAAGUAGUGAGGAGCGACCUAAAGAAGCUGCCGGCCCUUCCCACCCAAGCCCUGAAGGAGCACCCUUCCCUGGCCUACUGUGAAGACAGAGUAAUUGAGUACUACAAGAAGCUGAACGGCCAGACGAGAGGUCAAGCAAUCGUGAACUACAUGAGCAUCGUGGAGUCCCUGCCAACCUACGGGGUUCACUACUAUGCGGUGAAGGACAAGCAGGGCAUCCCGUGGUGGCUGGGGCUGAGCUACAAAGGAAUCUUCCAGUAUGACUACCACGACAAAGUGAAGCCAAGGAAGAUAUUCCAGUGGAGACAGUUGGAAAACCUGUAUUUCAGAGAAAAGAAGUUUUCCGUGGAAGUUCAUGACCCACGAAGGGCUUCGGUGACCAGGAGGACGUUUGGGCACAGCGGCAUCGCGGUGCACACGUGGUAUGCGUGUCCGGCAUUAAUCAAGUCCAUCUGGGCCAUGGCCAUCAGCCAGCACCAGUUCUACCUGGACAGGAAGCAGAGCAAGUCCAAGAUCCAUGCGGCGCGGAGUCUGAGCGAGAUCGCCAUCGACCUGACCGAGACGGGCACGCUGAAGACCUCCAAGCUGGCCAACAUGGGCAGCAAGGGGAAGAUCAUCAGCGGCAGCAGUGGCAGCCUGCUGUCCUCAGGGUCUCAGGAAUCAGACAGCUCCCAGUCGGCCAAGAAAGACAUGCUGGCUGCCCUGAGAUCCAGGCAGGAAGCUCUGGAGGAAACGCUGCGUCAGAGGCUGGAAGAGCUCAAGAAACUCUGUCUCCGGGAAGCGGAGCUCACGGGCAAACUGCCUGUCGAAUAUCCCCUGGAUCCAGGGGAGGAGCCGCCCAUCGUUCGGAGAAGAAUAGGCACGGCCUUCAAGCUGGAUGAGCAGAAAAUCCUGCCCAAAGGAGAGGAAGCCGAGCUGGAACGCCUGGAGCGAGAGUUCGCCAUCCAGUCCCAGAUCACCGAGGCCGCCCGCCGCCUGGCCAGCGACCCCAAUGUCAGCAAGAAACUGAAGAAACAAAGGAAAACCUCUUACCUGAAUGCACUGAAGAAGCUGCAGGAGAUUGAAAAUGCAAUCAACGAGAACCGCAUCAAGUCCGGGAAGAAACCCACGCAGAGGGCUUCGCUGAUCAUAGACGAUGGAAACAUCGCCAGUGAAGACAGCUCCCUCUCAGAUGCACUUGUUCUUGAGGAUGAAGACUCUCAGGUUACCAGCACAAUAUCCCCCUUACAUUCUCCUCACAAGGGACUCCCUCCUCGGCCACCGUCGCACAACAGGCCCCCUCCUCCCCAGUCCCUGGAGGGACUCAGGCAGAUGCACUAUCACCGCAGCGACUAUGACAAGUCCCCCAUAAAGCCCAAGAUGUGGAGCGAGUCCUCCUUGGAUGAGCCCUAUGAGAAGGUCAAGAAACGCUCCUCCCACGGCCAUUCCAGCAGCCACAAGCGCUUCCCCAGCACGGGAAGCUGUGCCGAAGCAGGAGGAGGAAGCAGCUCCUUGCAGAACAGCCCCAGCCGUGGCCUCCCCCACUGGAACUCCCAGUCCAGCAUGCCGUCCACACCGGACCUACGGGUCCGGAGUCCCCACUAUGUCCAUUCCACAAGGUCGGUGGACAUCAGCCCCACGCGACUGCACAGCCUCGCACUGCACUUUAGGCACCGGAGCUCCAGCCUGGAGUCCCAGGGCAAGCUCCUGGGCUCGGAGAACGACACCGGGAGCCCCGACUUCUACACCCCGCGGACUCGUAGCAGCAACGGCUCGGACCCCAUGGACGACUGCUCGUCGUGCACCAGCCACUCGAGCUCGGAGCACUACUACCCGGCGCAGAUGAACGCCAACUACUCGACGCUGGCCGAGGACUCGCCGUCCAAGGCGCGGCAGCGGCAGCGGGCGCGCGCGGCGGGCGCGCUGGGCGCGGGCAGCUCGGGCAGCAUGCCCAACCUGGCGGCGCGCGGCGCGGCGGCGGCGGCAGGGGGCGCGGGGGGCGCGGGCGGCGGCGUGUACCUGCACAGCCAGAGCCAGCCCAGUUCGCAGUACCGCAUCAAGGAGUACCCGCUGUACAUCGAGGGCAGCGCCACGCCGGUGGUGGUGCGCAGCCUGGAGAGCGACCAGGAGGGCCACUACAGCGUCAAGGCGCAGUUCAAGACCUCCAAUUCCUACACGGCCGGGGGCCUGUUCAAGGAGAGCUGGCGCGGCGGCGGCGACGAGGGCGACGCGGGCCGGCUGACGCCGUCGCGCUCGCAGAUCCUGCGGACUCCGUCGCUGGGCCGCGAGGGCGCCCACGACAAGGGUGCGGGCCGCGCCGCCGUCUCGGACGAGCUGCGCCAGUGGUACCAGCGCUCCACCGCCUCGCACAAGGAGCACAGCCGCCUGUCGCACACCAGCUCCACCUCCUCGGACAGCGGCUCGCAGUACAGCACCUCCUCCCAGAGCACCUUCGUGGCGCACAGCAGGGUCACCAGGAUGCCCCAGAUGUGCAAGGCCACGUCAGCUGCCUUACCUCAAAGCCAGAGAAGCUCAACGCCGUCAAGUGAAAUUGGAGCCACCCCCCCAAGCAGUCCCCACCACAUCCUAACCUGGCAGACUGGGAGCUACAAUGACAGCUGUUUCCUGGAUUCCUCCCUUUAUCCAGAACUAGCUGACGUCCAGUGGUACGGGCAGGAGAAAGCCAAGCCCGGGACUCUCGUGUGAGCCAGCCCGGCCUGAUCUGACCGCCUCAACGCCAUUCUGAGAUCACCUCACUGCCUCUCAUUUGCCUUACCCAGACACACUGUCACCCUGCACCAGCUUUGGCCCUCAGCACUUUUUUUUUUCUCCUGUCUCCGCAUCCCCUCCCCCUCAAAAACCUGACUGAGGAGACAUUCUGGAAGGUUCCGGUCCCACUGUGUGUCCUCUGGCUCUCUUGCCUACAGAGGGCCAGACACCAAUCCUCAAUGGCACCUUGGUGGCUUCCCCCUGCCAUGACAGAGCCCCCCAAGGCCAGGAACCGUCAGGGAGGCCGGCUGGCAUCGAAUUCCUGCGGACAAGCAGCAUCGGUGGAGAACAGGAAGGGGGCUGAGUACAGGGUGAUCCGGAAGGACCAUUAAGCUAUGUCCAGCCUGCCACCCGUAGGCCAACCAAGCACUUCCUUGGAGAGGACGCCUCGUGGGAUAUUCGGCUCGUACCUGAAAUAUUCCUUAACGGGACAGCCUGGAGGGAGAGUGGCUCUGGGGAAGGGGGGAUGAAAAGGAGGCUCAGCACUGCAGACAUGCAUCGGAGGAUCACAAUCAGUUCUAUGCUGCCAAAGAUUAAACAAAAAAAUAAUAAAAACCACAAACAAGAGGGGCCAAGAGGAAGACAUUCUUUCUGCAAGGAAAUUUCUUUCAAAUUCUAAACCGCUACUACACACAAGUGAAAGUCAACCAUCUGUAAAUUGGUGUUCCCUCUCCCAUAAUGGUCCACUUCACUCUCCGUAGAAAGCCUGAGAAACUAACCCAGUGUGAUGGUAAAGACGAGGGAGUCUUGGGUGCCGCAGACCCUCCACCGGUCUGGACACGAAGGAACAGAGACCCGAGGGGAGGAGCAGAGUGUACUGUCACCCUGGCCUACGCAGGUGGUUCAGCCCAAGACUCAGCGCUGCUUUCCUUUCAGGAUUUGCAGUCAACAUAAGGUGAUUAAUUGCCAAAAGUGGUUCUCUCUCAUUAAAACAACCAGUAAAAGUGUAUCCUAUUUUUUUGCACAAGGUGUUUCAUUUUCUUUUUUAUGGGAAACCAAGGGAAAAGCACAUUUGCGAUCCAUUCAAGUGUUUUCAAUGUCGUGGCUCAUUUUAUGUUUGUUAGCACUUGUGUGACAAAGAGCUCAGAUCCGACUUCUAUGUGUCACUUAUUCUAAGAACCCAACUAUGCCCUUAGGUAGAAAGAUUUGACUCAUGUGUCUACUAGCCAGCAGGCAGAGCAGGGUUGGAAAAAAAAAAAAAAAAAAAAAUCAGCUCCCAAAGGGCCCC